Molecule: messenger RNA, 1201 nt
Organism: Pseudovirgaria hyperparasitica
Lineage: Eukaryota; Fungi; Ascomycota; Dothideomycetes; Acrospermales; Acrospermaceae
Product: HIT-like protein
Exons: 2
Coding region: 239-1117 (292 amino acids)
Biological process (GO): single strand break repair; double-strand break repair
Cellular component (GO): nucleus
Molecular function (GO): single-stranded DNA binding; DNA 5'-adenosine monophosphate hydrolase activity; single-strand break-containing DNA binding
Source: RefSeq, a predicted model, not a curated record
AACGUAGCAGACUGAUGCAUGCCCCGAGUUUUUCAGGCUUCAAUCCAAUGUUAAAGAUCUAGAGAAUGUCAAUGCAGGAGGAACUCGAGAUGCUGAAGCGAGAAGUUGACAGCGCGGGAAAGGCGUCCGACUCCCGGGGAACCGGAAGCCCCACUGUGGACACCUCAGCCCUACGAGAGACAAGACGCUGCAACCUCAUCAUCAUGCCAGGCAUAUUCAUCCGAAAACUUCCGCAAUAAUGGCCGGAAGCCUCACAGAUCCGAUCGCAGCUGACGAAAUGGCUGGCACCGAGGUUCCUGCUGAGCUAUCUCCGAACACAAACAACAAACGUUCAAUUUCGAAUGCUUUUGCGGAACUGAUGGCACCCAAGGCAAAACAAGCCAAACCUAGCCCAGGAAAUCAGGGAUCUCAACGAAAAACUCAAACCUCGAAGAUAUUUUCCCGUCGGGAUGGCCUUGGGGCAUAUAUAGAAAGCCCAGACACCUUUCCUCCAUCGCGUGUCGUCUACUACAAUGAAGAAGUCGUCUGUAUCAACGAUCUCUAUCCAAAAGCAACCGUCCAUCUGCUCAUACUACCGCGCGACCCGAAAUUUCAGAUGGUCCAUCCGAUAGUUGCUCUUGAAAACCCGGGCCUGCGAGCUACACUCAAGAAAGAGGUCGCACGUGCAAAGGAGCUAGUAGCUUCAGAGCUGAAGCGCAAGUAUGGACGUGAUUCAGCCACGUCGAAAGCAUACAAUGAUGCUGUGGAUGCAUCGUUGGACGCCGAUGAUCCACCCUCGCCGUCGACUUUUCCAUCCGGUCGUGACUGGUCGCAGGAUGUCAAAGAUGGCAUCCACGCGCAUCCGUCCAUGAACCAUUUGCACGUACAUGUACUUUCUCGAGACAUGCAUUCCGAAUGUUUGAAACAUAGGAAGCACUACAACAGCUUCAACACAGAUUUCUUAGUUUCCGUGGACGCUUUCCCUUUGAAUGAAGAUGAUGAACGGAAGAAAAUGCAGGACGAAAAGUACUUGAGGAACGACUUAAUUUGCUGGCGAUGUGGUCGAAACUUUAAGGAGAAGUUUGCCAAAUUGAAAGAGCAUCUUGAGGAUGAGUGGAUGGCAUGGAAGCAAGAAUGACGAUUCAAAGCAGCAUGGAUCGUUGGAAUAAACAGAAUCGCGUUCACCAGCGCAGAAGCUGUUUCACAGAGUUGCAUCGGAGCG